CCUUGCAUUCUUACAUUAACCUUCAUAUUUGCCUACUCAUUUUAUAACGGAGGUGUACUGGAAUCGAAUCGCACAUGGCAUAUUUCCAUAUUUCCUGGCGUAACUUCGUAGCCGACUCCAUCCUCCAAAAUUAUGUCUUACUGCAGAGAAGAGGGUAAAGAUAAAGUGAUUUUCGUGACUGAGGAAGACCAUGCGACCCCAAGCUCUGUGACAUUGGGCGAAGAUGACGAAGAAGAAUUAGAAGGUCUGAUCACAGAAAGCGGCGAAAUAAACUGGGAUUGCCCUUGUUUGCAGGGAAUGGCAUACGGGCCUUGCGGAGAACAAUUCAAAGCAGCAUUCUCAUGCUUUCAUUACAGCGAAGCGGAUCCAAAGGGUUCUGACUGUAUUCCACAGUUUCGUGACAUGCAGGAGUGUUUUGUGAAGUUUCCUCAAAUUUAUGGAAAAGAUGAUGAAUUUGAUGAAGAAGAUGACUCGAUAAACAUGAAAUUAGAAACUGAAAAGACUAUUAAUGGACAAGAAAAUACCAUGUUGUCCGAAGAAAAUUACUCAGCGCUGGUUUCUGUUGAUAGUUCCGAUGCAAACUCAACUUCAAGCUGACCAUUCUUAUCUAAUGGCUGUUUUUAAUAGUUUGUAUUCCACAUUGGUGGGAGGAAGUUGUUGUAACAAUGUUUUUGAAUUUCACACUCCUUUGAUGCCAUCAAAAUAGUGUUGUCACACGUGUGUUCAUUUGCAAGUUUAUUAUUUAUUUAGGUACCAAGAAGUUACAAUCUCUAACGCCUUUUUCCAUGUUAGCAGUCCCCAUCCCCUAUCCAAGACUACGUGGAAAGAUGAUCAAAGGGGAUAAGAUUCUAAAGAAACUGUGGUGUGGCAUCCAAGGGGUUAUAACAAGAUAAUUUGAUUUUAUCAGUGGAGUUGGUAAUGCAAACUGGCCAUAGUAAAGAGUUUCUAAAGCUGACACUUCAAGCAUUAGCCCUAGGGGAAAAGCAAAUGGUUGGGUGACGAUACCUUGGCUUAGGGUCAGAUUGCACUAUAAAUAUUUCCUACACAUUGAGGGAUCUGCAGUGAAUAGCUUACUCAACAGGAUAUUGUGUGUCCACAGCCUUAUGCACCACCUAGCAUUUAAUUGUUUUUUUUGGAACUCACCAUGCAUGGUUGUAGUGCUGACUGUUGCAUGCAGUGCUGUGAAACUGGUGCAUACAAAAUCAGAUUGCUUUAGAUAAGCCUGGUGCAUAUGCUUUCCCAACAAGACUGUCUCAGGGAGUUGUCCACAAGCAUGAUGCCCCAUGCAGUGACAAUUAAGCAUGCCCACACAAAUUUCUUUUCAAACAAUGGUGCACCAGUGUGUCCCUCAACAGUAGUAUUCUUCUGUUGUUUGAUCUCUAAAAUGAUGUCAGUGAAGGGAGAGUGUUUUUAUAUAAACCAAAAAUUAACAUUAAUUUUAUAAAAAG
This is a messenger RNA of Pocillopora verrucosa, 1448 nucleotides long. RefSeq names its product mitochondrial intermembrane space import and assembly protein 40-B-like. Gene Ontology annotation, molecular function: protein-disulfide reductase activity. Gene Ontology annotation, cellular component: mitochondrial intermembrane space. The record is from RefSeq and is a predicted model, not a curated record. Gene Ontology annotation, biological process: protein import into mitochondrial intermembrane space. NCBI's taxonomy places the organism in Eukaryota, Metazoa, Cnidaria, Anthozoa, Scleractinia, Pocilloporidae.